Messenger RNA from Batrachochytrium dendrobatidis JAM81, 765 nucleotides. RefSeq lists its product as uncharacterized. Gene Ontology annotation, molecular function: ubiquitin binding. The transcript is spliced from 4 exons. The coding region runs from base 1 to 765 and encodes 254 amino acids. NCBI's taxonomy places the organism in Eukaryota, Fungi, Chytridiomycota, Chytridiomycetes, Rhizophydiales. The record is from RefSeq and is a predicted model, not a curated record.
AUGGCAGUGAGCGACGCGUUUAUCAACAGUUGCCAGCUCUCUUUCAGCUUGCCCAAACUUGGCAUAAUGGAGGAUUUGAAACGCAUGUUUGCAAAUGUGGAUGCAGAGGUCAUCGAGGAAGUAUUUUUAGCUCAAAACAAUGAUAUGGAACGAACAGUGAAUGCCUUGCUGGAAAUAUCUGGUCAAGGUACAACUCUAUCGCCAGAGAAUACCACUGCAAAUAUCUCACCUCCAAUGGCCAUCGCUGAUGGAGGCACGCUACACACUGGCCAGGGCUUGCUACAUCAUGUUGGCGUGCCAAACGAACCAUUGCAUGACACUAUACCACAGAUUUCCUCGUUUCAAAAAACAGAUGAACAAAUUGCUCAAGAGCUAAACCAACAAAUGGAGGAUGAGGAAUUUGCCAUGAGACUCCAAGAGGAGGAUCGUCGUAACUACGAUUUAGAAGAGGAACCUAUUGGCAAAAUGAUACUCAAGACAACAAGCCAAAUUAAAGAUACUGCAUCCAAAACAUUCAAAACUCUUUAUGGGAAAAUUCAAUCUUCGCUUACGUUUUCUAAAGAUACCCCUGUAAGCUCACCCUAUACAAGUCUACCCAAACACGACGAUGAGUUUGAUGAUUUUUUGGAGAUCAACAAUCACGAGCCGCCAAUGGAUGUGGCUUGCCUAACCAUACUCAUGCCAUGUACAGAACGGAAUACUGGAUCAGCCGCUCCAAAUACAACAGUAGAUCUUUUUGCUUCAAACUCGUUUCAUCCAAAAUAA